This is a messenger RNA of Pseudomyrmex gracilis, 852 nucleotides long. It is a transcript of the gene ato, whose product is annotated as pancreas transcription factor 1 subunit alpha-like. Gene Ontology annotation, molecular function: protein dimerization activity. The record is from RefSeq and is a predicted model, not a curated record. Bases 1 to 852 code for a protein of 283 amino acids. The transcript has a single exon. Lineage: Eukaryota; Metazoa; Arthropoda; Insecta; Hymenoptera; Formicidae.
AUGGAACUGCAGGAGAUGUUUCGUUACGGAUACAUGUUCCCGCCACGUGAGGACGAGUCGUUCGCAGCCUGCGCGUACCUGGACCUGCCGAAUUACGCGAAGACGAGCAAGACCGUCGGCCUGCCGCCCGUCAGCACCCUCGCCGUUCCGCAAAGUCUCAUCUACGACAGCAGCAAUUGCAGCGACGGUUGGCACACUCCAAGUCCUACGGCGAGUUUGCGAUCCGUCAGCCCGGCCACCACGUUGUCGAUCUCGUCGGAGCCGGAAACGAUCAAUCACGCGUCGCCGACGUAUCGGCUUCUGAACUCGGCCGGCAAAGACAGAAACGCGACGAAGAAGAGCUCGUCGACGAUCACGCUGAGCAACAUCGGGAACAAGCGUAUGCGCGUCGACCACGCGAUGGAUCACCUUGUGACCGAGGAGAUCAUCAAUCUGGACGGCGAACGCGACGACACCGAGGAGACGAUCAAUCUGGACGCCGACAAGACGCAGUCCUGCCACGGCAGCGUCAUCAGCAACUCCAGCAGCGGUCUUUCCGACAGAACGAUGGACGGCGACAGCGAUGAGGACGCGGAGAUGAGCGACGGCGGUGCCGAUCAUCCGGAAGGCGCGCGUCUCACAUCCGGCAGCCGCGACCGCAGAAGAGGCAAGUACGUCAACUCGACCAUCGUGAGGAAACGCCGACUGGCCGCCAACGCGCGCGAGAGGAGACGAAUGCAGAAUUUGAACAAGGCCUUCGACAGACUGCGCGCUUAUCUGCCGUCUCUGGGAAACGAUAGACAGUUAUCCAAAUACGAGACGCUACAGAUGGCUCAAUCCUACAUUACUGCGCUUUACGACCUGUUGCAGUGA